Molecule: messenger RNA, 540 nt
Organism: Ambispora gerdemannii
Lineage: Eukaryota; Fungi; Glomeromycota; Glomeromycetes; Archaeosporales; Ambisporaceae
Source: the annotation of a GenBank genome assembly
AUGUCUCUAUGUCCGGACGCUGUUAUGUGUGAAGCGGUGUUUAGAAAAGUGCUUGAGAGAGUGAAUGAAAUAACGAGCCUUAGUAUAGACUACGUCGCGCGUUUUGAACCAGGGCCAGGAUCGGAAUCUCGUAUUGCGUGUAAGCAUGGGGAAAAGGAAUGUUUUGGAAAUAUUCUGGAACUUUGUUUCCAAAAUUCUUAUCCGCCGCCAACAUAUCAACGUAACUUUUUCAGGUUCCUACGUUGCUUAAAUCGUGACCUAUCAAAAAAAGGAACCCAUUCAUAUACAGAAAGAUGCGUUUCGCAGGUUGGACUAGAUUAUACACCGAUUGCAGAAUGCGCUGAUUCUGCGUUAGGAAAGCAGUUAUUAAGGGAGAGUGUGAUGCGAACUUACGCGUCAAAUGUCACAAAAAGUUGUACGAUUUUUGUAAAUGAGAAGCAAAGGUGUAUUAGAGAUGGAAGUUGGUAUGAUUGUCCAGAUGGACAUCGUGUUUCCGAUUUUAUCAAGACUAUCGAAGAUGAAUAUGUAUUUGAUGUUUGA